CCUGGCGCCGCACCCGUGCAUGCCUGUCUCCGGCCAAACUCUGAGGACGCGGCGGUGGAGGACAAGGGCAGGCGGAGACAGGCCGGGCACCCCUCUCGGAGGCCGGACGGCCCCGGCUUCGCUGGGGUCGCAGCGCGGCGGGCGGCGGGGAUCAUGGCAUCUCUGGCGGACCGAGUACGGGGCAGCGGGCGAAUAGCCGCCGGGCUCCUGUUCAACCUGCUGGUGUCCAUCUGCAUCGUGUUCCUCAACAAGUGGAUCUACGUGCAUCACGGCUUCCCCAACAUGAGCCUGACCCUGGUGCAUUUCGUGGUCACCUGGCUGGGCUUGUACAUCUGCCAGAAACUGGAUAUCUUUGCCCCCAAAAGUCUGCCGCCCUCCAAGCUCCUCCUCCUGGCCCUCAGCUUCUGCGGCUUUGUGGUCUUCACCAAUCUUUCCCUGCAGAACAACACCAUCGGCACCUACCAGCUGGCCAAGGCCAUGACCACGCCGGUGAUCAUAGCCAUCCAGACCUUCUGCUACCAGAAAACCUUCUCCACCAGAAUACAGCUCACGCUGUGGGUAGGAGCCAAACAGCACGAAUUGCAAGUGAACUCAAUGCAGCUGCUGUACUACCAGGCCCCGAUGUCAUCUGCCAUGUUGCUGGUCACUGUGCCCUUCUUUGAGCCAAUGUUUGGAGAAGGGGGAAUAUUUGGUCCCUGGUCAGUUUCUGCUUUGCUUAUGGUGCUGCUAUCUGGAGUGAUAGCUUUCAUGGUAAACUUAUCAAUUUAUUGGAUCAUUGGGAACACUUCACCUGUCACCUAUAACAUGUUUGGACACUUCAAGUUCUGCAUUACUUUAUUUGGAGGAUACGUUUUAUUUAAGGAUCCACUGUCCGUUAAUCAGGGUCUUGGCAUUCUAUGUACAUUAUUUGGCAUUCUCGCCUAUACCCACUUUAAACUUAGUGAACAGGAAGGAAGCAAGAGCAAACUGGUACAACGUCCUUAAUUCUGUUUUUGUGGAGAAGAGAAUGUUGCCUCAAGAAGCUAAAAAGUGUUGUUACGUGUGCAAGUUAUUUUCAAAAAAAAUUAUAGGGUGAAAUUCAUUGAAUGAUUUUCAAGAAGUAACACAAAGGAAAUUUUAUUCAUAAAAUGACUUUUUUAAGUCUUCUUUUUUAAAAACUAUUAAUUCUCUAAAACCAAAUGGUUUAUGCUUCUUUACAAAGAUGAUUGUAUAAGUAUAUAGGAUGGUUUGGUUAUACCAAGCACAUAAAAAUUUAAGGUCUAUGAUAAUGACAAAGGAAUUAUUGUUAUUGUGCUACAAAUGUAUUGUGCUUCUCAGUGUUUACACUCUUCUAAGGACGGACACACAGGACCUCUGUAUUUGCUAGUAGAUGGUUUCUCUAUGUGAGAUUUGUUAUAAUUUUGGUCAGACUGUUCAAGUCAAUUUAAAUCUAGCAUUUUUAUUUUAAUUGGUUUAGUUUAACUUCCUGAUUAUAGAAAUGAAAUGUUAUUUAUAAAGUAUAAUAGAGAAGAUGACCAUAAGACCAAAUCCAUUUCUAAAAGCACUAUUUUUCUAGCAGAAAGUUGAUGUAAGAAGUUGUAUACUAUCCAGAAAAACUACAGUUUUUAUGGGUCUUCUCUUGUUGUUUAGCUUUCAGUGAACUGUAGAACCUAUGCAGAGUUAAAAAACAGAAUGUUUUUUUUGCUCAAAAACCAUGAUGAAAUGGCUCAAAGAAAAGAUAAGAGAUGGAAUUGAACAGGUGUAUUAGACUGCUUACUAUUUUCCUGGCCAUUCUGAGCAUUUCAUAUUGGUGAUUUCUUAAUACCCCCUCCCUGCUACCAGUCCCUACCCCUGCAUUUGAGGCAUCCACGGAGCUUUCUGAACAGUAAGCAGAAACGUGGUGAAAAAUACGAGGAAAGAUUUGAAAGAGAAGUAGAAAAAUAAUUAACUAGUUCAGUGAGUUUUUACAGUUACCAUUUCUAAAAAUUGGGGUAUUUAGAGGAAAUACAUGAUUUCCAUUUAAGGAAAUAUAGUGCCACAUAUUUAAUUGCAAAAUAUAUUUCUGCCUUCCACCUUUUUGACGAUUGACUUAUAAAAACAGUUCUUGAUCAUCUCAUAUAAUACAUUGAGAGAUCAUUCCUCUUGUAAUACAUAAUACUUUUUCUAAAUGUUACAUAAACUUUAAGAGAGAAAACUCUUAAGUAAACAAAGAGCCACAUAUACAAAAUACACCUGUCAGUAAGAUGGUAAAUUUUAUGUUAUAUGGUUUUUACCACAAUAACACAUACAUGCACACCCUCUUUUGGGUUUUUUUAGGAUUUUUUUUUCCUAGACUGUUAGGAAUGAGAAGCCUCACUGAAACUCUAUUUUGAAGAAUUUCAACUUGUCAAUCAGUCUGUUGUGUGAUUAAUGUAUGUGGUUUCCUAUUUUUGUUUUAAAUAUUCUUUGGUUCUUCUCGGUAUAUUUUCUUGUGCUAAGAAGUAACAAAGCAAUUCGUUUUUGCCAGAUAAACCUUGAGUAUUAUGUUUGUCUGAGAAACAUUCUCUGUGUAUGUUUAAAUUAACAUAAUUAUUUCUCAAAAGCCAGAAAAAAGUGUUUUAGCACCGUGAGGGUUAUUUGACUUCCGUGCACUGAGAGCAGCUGAGUUGAUUUGUGCCAUGUACAAAUUCUUAACUGUAAAUAAAACUUGGGGAGGGAGUUGUAGAAAAAUAUGUCACUUCUAGGAAUGCAGUAAGAUGGCUGGAACAAGACAGGGUUAAUGAAUAAAAUAUGUAUUGCUAGAAAUAGAGUCGGAUAAACGUUUUUUUGCCCUGAAGACAAUCAUCCCAUUGCAAAGAAAAUUCCUGGGGAAAAAAUGUGCCUGGUGACCAGGACCAAGCACAGAGACAAACCAGAUGCAGAUGAAGAAAACAUGCUGUCUUUUUGUUAUCAAUGUAACUAGACUUGUUUUUUAUCCUGUGUUAAAUGACUGAACUUCAGUUUUUACCUGUUAAAAAUAAAGACAACCUCUUUUUACUUUUGUAUUGUGUAUUUGAGCCAAUGGAAGAAGGGUAGUAACUGUGUGUGUAUGCAUGCUAACGCUGGCCUCUUCAGCUCCCAGAAUUCCAUCUCCCUUUUAAAAUUAAAAUAACAUAGAUGAGAAAUCUUUGUGAAAUGAAGUAAGCUUUUUCCUGUUUCAUUUUUAAAAAUACUUUUUAAACGUUGGUGUUAUUAAACUGUUAAUGCCUUCUCUUUUUAAAACUUUGUUUCAAAGAGCAGCAUUAAUCUAGCAUUCGACAUCCUAUCCAUCAAUAAAUAGCUAUUAGGUGAAUGAGUAUGCAGAAUGGCCAAAGGUUGAAAGUUUGAUUGAAACAAUGGAGUGCAUUAUAUUUUGAUUCUGUUGAAAAUAAAGAAUGGAGGCCAGAUUUAUUAGA
Microcebus murinus (gray mouse lemur) is the source of this 3392-nucleotide messenger RNA. NCBI's taxonomy places the organism in Eukaryota, Metazoa, Chordata, Mammalia, Primates, Cheirogaleidae. The record is from RefSeq and is a predicted model, not a curated record.